CUCACUGGACCUCCACGAUAAGCAAUAAUAAACAUGGCUUAUAUCUUGGGGAAAUCAUCCCCAGGUUACGUGCAACCAGCCGAUUUUGCUAUGGAAAAACAUCUUAAUCAUAAUAUCGGAAUAGACUCAUCAUCAUGAGUUCCAUCAAGGAGAAGAUCGCGUCCCAAAAUGGCUCACCCGGUUCUGCAGAUUUCGAGAACGGACAUACCCAGCUUGGGACAGUUCAUGAUGUAGAGAAUCUCACUGUACUUGGCUACAAGCCAGAGUUACAGCGGAAUCGGUCCAUGUUUACAUUGCUAUUUCAGUCCUUAGCAAUUGCUGCUAUGCCGUAUGGCUUUGGCGGUCCGCUCAUCAGUGCCAUUUACGGAGGUGGCCAGCUACCGAUGUUCUUGGGAUGGAUCGUGGUCUUAAUCCUAGACGAAUGCAUCGCUCUGUCGCUGAGUGAGCUGGCUUCGAGAUAUCCGACAUCAGCCGGGCCGUAUUACUGGUCUUUCCAACUCGCGAGCCCGAAAUACCGCACAGUUCUCUCCUUCAUCACCGGCUGGACAUGGCUGAUCGGUAACUGGACUAUCACGCUGUCCGUCAACUUCGGUUUCGCGUCCAUGCUUGCUGCGGCCAUAUCCCUAUUCGAACCGGAAUUCACUGUGGGAGCCUGGCAACUACUGCUGAUCUUCUACGCUGUGUGCUUCCUCACAUUCUUCCUUGUUGCCUAUGGAAAUAAGAUGCUGCCUAUGGUCGAUACGUUCUGCGCCAUCUUCACUGCCAUUAGCAUCAUUGUCACUUGUAUAUGUCUAUCCGUGAAGGCGGAUGUCGGUAGACAUUCCCCAAGCUACACCUUAGGGCACUAUGACACGUCACUUUCCGGAUGGAACGAUUUCUCUUUUUUGAUCGGCGUCCUACCUGCAGCUUAUACGUUUUCUGCAAUGGGGAUGAUAACCUCGAUGGCUGAAGAAUGUAGCGAACCAACUAUUAAACUACCAAAUGCCCUGUCCCUAUGUGUACCUGUUGGUGGCAUCGCAGGAUUGUUCUUUAUAAUCCCCCUAUGCGCAACAUUGCCAGAACUAGCAGACAUCCUAAAAGCACCUGUCGGUCAGGCUCUACCGUAUAUCUUCGGUGUCGUCAUGGGAACUCCCGGUGGCGGUCUUGCAUUGACCGUCCUCGUCCUCAUCAUCACCCUGUUCUGCUCCAUAUCCAUUACGGUCGCAGCAUCGAGAACAACUUGGGCCUUCGCGCGAGAUAAUGCCAUUCCCUUCGCCAGCCUCUGGUCCAAGGUUGACGAGCGCCACGGCACACCCAUCUUGGCGCUAGUUCUCACUACCGCAAUUGAGAUGCUCCUCGGUUUGAUUAAUCUCGGGUCUUCGUCAGCGUUCCUGGCUUUUGUGUCAGUUGGUGUUAUAUCCCUCGCUGUGUCUUAUGGAAUACCAAUCGUUAUAUCGCUGUUCCACAGCCGGAGAGAAGUCAACAGUGCUAGGUGGACCAUGGGAGGCUUCAUUGGACCGGUUGUUAACCUGUUCGCGGUGGCCUGGAUUCUCCUUGAGGUGGUUUUGUUCUCCAUGCCUACUUCCCUCCCAGUGACUGAGGUUAGUAUGAACUACGCGAUUGUGGUAUUUGUUGGAUUUAUGGUUAUGAGUGCCAUCUGGUAUGGUGUCUAUGCUCGAAAAGUUUAUCGAGGCCCACCAGAAUCCGAUGGACUUACUGUUGAUUCUUGAUUUAACACGCGAUCCAGUUUU
This is a messenger RNA of Annulohypoxylon maeteangense, 1730 nucleotides long. Its product is annotated as amino acid transporter. The record is from RefSeq and is a predicted model, not a curated record. NCBI's taxonomy places the organism in Eukaryota, Fungi, Ascomycota, Sordariomycetes, Xylariales, Hypoxylaceae. Gene Ontology annotation, cellular component: membrane. Gene Ontology annotation, molecular function: transmembrane transporter activity. Bases 135 to 1709 code for a protein of 524 amino acids. The transcript is spliced from 8 exons. Gene Ontology annotation, biological process: transmembrane transport.